Arabidopsis thaliana (thale cress) is the source of this 1625-nucleotide messenger RNA. RefSeq names its product UDP-Glycosyltransferase superfamily protein. The transcript is spliced from 2 exons. The record is from RefSeq and is marked reviewed. NCBI's taxonomy places the organism in Eukaryota, Viridiplantae, Streptophyta, Magnoliopsida, Brassicales, Brassicaceae. Gene Ontology annotation, molecular function: UDP-glycosyltransferase activity. The coding region runs from base 446 to 1468 and encodes 340 amino acids.
ACGAAUUUUACCUACCAACAAUAUUAAAAACCCGACAAUACAUGGUAUUUCUGUAUUUAAUCCACAAGGUCCACAACCAUUCCAUAUUCAUAUUCUCUCUUUAAUUAACGUUUGCUUUCUCUUCCAUGGCCAACUCCCACGUGGCAGUUCUCGCUUUUCCAUUCGGCAGUCAUGGUCAGGCUAUCCUCGCCGUCACCCGUCGUCUCGCCACCGCAGCUCCUUCCACCGUCUUCUCCUUCUUGAACACCUCACAAUCCAACUUCUCGUUGCUCUCCUCCGAUCUUCCUCCGAACAUUCGGGUCCAUGACGUGUCCGACGGUGUUCCCGAGGGAUACGUGCUCUCGAGGAAUCCACAGGAGGCGGUCGAGCUGUUUCUUGAAGCGGCGCCGGAGAUUUUUAGGAGAGAACUCGCGGUGGCGGAGACUGAGGUUGGUAGGAAAGUGACAUGCAUGCUCACGGAUGCGUUCAUCUGGUUCGCGGGGGAUAUGGCGGCGGAGAUGAAAGUGUCGUGGGUUGCUUUCUGGACCUCCGGAACUCGCUCACUGCUCAUCUCUACACAGAUCUCAUCAGAGAAACAAUCGCUGUCAAAGAUGGGCGUAUGGAGGAAACAUUAGGGUGUAUUUCUGGAAUGGAGAAGAUCAGAGUUAAAGAUACACCAGAAGGAGUUGUGUUUGGGAAUUUAGACUCUGUUUUCUCGAAGAUGUUGCACCAAAUGGGACUUGCUUUGCCUCGUGCCACUACGGUUUACAUGAAUUCUUUUGAAGAAUUAGACCCUACAUUGACUGAUAACCUCAGAUUGAAAUUCAAACGUUACCUGAGCAUCGGUCCUCUUGCGUUGUUAUUCUCUACUUCGCAAAGAGAAACACCAUUGCAUGAUCCACACGGCUGCUUGGCUUGGAUCAAGAAGCGGUCCACUGCUUCUGUAGUUUACAUUGCCUUCGGUAGAGUCAUGACACCGCCUCCUGGAGAGCUUGUAGUGGUAGCACAAGGAUUGGAAUCGAGUAAAGUGCCUUUUGUUUGGUCGCUCCAAGAGAAGAACAUGGUUCAUUUACCAAAAGGGUUUUUGGAUGGGACAAGAGAGCAAGGAAUGGUGGUCCCAUGGGCACCACAAGUGGAGCUGCUAAACCAUGAAGCAAUGGGUGUGUUUGUGUCGCAUGGUGGGUGGAACUCAGUGUUGGAGAGUGUAUCGGCAGGUGUACCAAUGAUUUGUAGACCGAUUUUCGGGGAUCACGCACUCAAUGCAAGAUCCGUGGAGGCUGUGUGGGAAAUUGGAAUGACGAUUAGUAGUGGAGUCUUCACGAAGGAUGGAUUUGAGGAGAGUUUGGAUCGGGUUUUGGUUCAAGAUGAUGGCAAGAAGAUGAAGUUUAAUGCCAAGAAGCUUAAAGAACUAGCACAAGAAGCUGUCUCUACGGAAGGAAGCUCCUUUGAGAAUUUCAAAGGUUUGUUGGACGAAGUUAUGAAAGUUUGAAGCAAAUAGACUUUGGAUAAAUAAACAAAUAAACAUGUUCUGUUUUGGAAUGAAAAUGAAAAGACCUUUUUUGUAAAAAAAAAGUGAAAGUGAGAAUCUUUAUCCUUUGUUUUUAUUUUUUAUUUUUUUCUGUUAUGGUAACUUUGUAAUUAAUAUA